Messenger RNA from Hippopotamus amphibius kiboko, 2644 nucleotides. It is a transcript of the gene NAT16, whose product is annotated as N-acetyltransferase 16 (putative). The record is from RefSeq and is a predicted model, not a curated record. NCBI's taxonomy places the organism in Eukaryota, Metazoa, Chordata, Mammalia, Artiodactyla, Hippopotamidae.
AUGAGCGCGUUUGGGCGCAUCGAAAUUGCUGACGGAUCAUGGCGCCGGAAGCCAGCUGUGAUGGAGGGAGCCACCUCGGAGGUCUCUAAGGCUGAAAAAGAGGCUGAGUCAGGUGCAGAGGCAUGCUCAGAGACCCCACCACAGGAGGCCAGGGCCGAGUCCAGUCCCAGAUUGGGGCUUGAGGCCGAGGCUGAGCCCCUAGGGGCCAAGUCAGUACCUGAGGCCAAGGCCAAGUCCUUGGGGUCCAAGCCCAGGUCCGGAUCGGGGCCUGAGGUUGAGGCCGACCCUUUGGACUUCGUGGUGGCCACAGAACGGGAGUUUGAGGAAGUGCUGGCCAUCUCAGGGGACAUCUAUGGUGGCCUCGAGUACCUUCCCAGCCGCUCCCACAGCUGGCUUCGGGAUCCCGACCGCACAGUGGUGCUGGCCAAGCGCGACGGAGGAGUGAGGGCGCUGGAGUUGGUUCACGUGAUCGACGCCGGGGAGACGGCGCUGGUGGAGCGGCUGCGCGUGACGCCCCGGGAGCGCGGCAAGGGCGUGGCUGGGCUGCGACAGCGCUUCUUUGCUCUCAGGCGACAGCAUCCGGGGGUCAAGCUGGCACGACUCACCCGGAACGACCAUCUGGGGCCCCGGGAGCUGAAGAAAUACCGCCUAAUCACCAAACAGGGCAUCCUUUUGGUCCAAUUCAACGCGUCGGCUCUGCUGGAAGGGCUGGGGCGGCUGGCGGCACUGCGGGCCUCCGGCACCUUCUCGCCGCUACCCACCAAGGCCGUGUCGAAGGCUGGCGGCGACUUGGCGCGCCUCCUGCUGUCUCCCUCCGUGCUGCGCGACGUGCUUCCAGGCGGGACCAUCAUCCAGGACUGGCAGCCCUGCCGGCCGAGCGAGAGUAACCUGUGCCUUCUGACGGCUGAGGGCUUGGAGUGGCGCGUGGACAGCCGCGCGCACCCGCGCGUGCUCACGCUGUGCCCCUUACCCGUUCUGCUUGGCGACAACGGCACGUGGCGCCACCUCAACAUCGACGGCUUUGGCAGCGACGGAGCACAGGUGCAGAGCCAGCAUCUGCAGCGCCAGGCCCCGCGUCUUGACCUCAACGUCAUGUGUCAGCUCUUCCUGGCGCCCCAGUUGUGGUCACAGCUGGCUGACUUCUGCCAGGCUGGCUUGGGGCUCGAGCUGGUCAAGAGUCAUACCGAACAGUACCUGCUGGAGGCCGACAUCUAAAGCCUCUCCAGUCGGAGGGGAGAGAGGAUGCACUUUAGACCCACCUCGUUCCUCGGAUCCUCCCAAAGCCCCGCCCCUACUGCUUUUGAGCUUCGCCCCUCCCCCUGCCCUCGUUCACCGCCUCUGCUGCCUACUCUUACCCGCUGUCCAUCCCACCCUUCCCUUUUCCCCUUAUCUCUCUGCCAUCUUGACACUACCACCCCCAAACGCAGUUUUCCACACCCUGAUCUGAACCACCGGCUUUGGGGGAGCCACUUGCGCUGCUCUGGUCCGCGCCUUCCUUUUCCCCGGCAAAGAAUGGGUUCCUUCACAGCUUCAGAGCCUUUCCCCGUUGGUGCCCCAGCCUGGGAGUGUACUCUAUCUACCCUUUCUGGCUGCUCCCUUCUGCCCCCUCGUGGAUGAAAGCUGGCAGACAUGUGUGCAACGCCCAGCACCGGGCCAGGAGCACAGUUGCCCAAUGCUUAUUACUCUUCUUCCUUCCCAUCUUUCUCAGGCCCUCAGAGCUUGCCUCCUACUCCUCUCCUCACCGCCCUCUCAGCCUCCUGUGCCUGAACCUCUGUUAGUUCUCCAUUGCCCAUUUGUCUGCCCCUCCAUCCCCCUACCUCUUCCCCAUGACCUUCAUCACCCGUCCUGUGUGUAAUAUGGAAAAAGACCUUGUAAUGUCCCACCCCCAUCUGGCCUCUGCUUACACUCUGGUGAUGCACUUGUCUAGGGCUGCUUCCCCUGAUUAGGGUUUCCUCCAACUUUACAUGAUGGUGCUAUUUUGCAGGCUCCCUUCUCUAUGCCCCCAGCCAGGGGCUUGAAGCAGUCCCGUGAAGCAGAGGGUUCUGGGUGGAAAGUGUGGUGUAGCGGAGGGCAGGUCCCUCAACCUGGUGCAAGGCUGUCUCCUGGUUCUACCCGGGCUGCCUUCUAGACGGCUGGAACCCCCACGUCCAGAUAUUUCUGAACACCCCUCCCAUCUUCUUGUUCCUUUACGCUUUUUGUUGACUUUGACAGGCUUCUAUUUAAAUGCAAGUAGUAACAGCUGCAUUUGCACAGCGAUGUCACGUACACGGGAUCCUCACAUCUCCUGCAGAGGGAGGACACCGAGGCUCAGAAAGACUCAAGUGACUUCCAAGUUGCUCGCAAUAGCUGGGAGCCUGGCAGGGAAUAGAAACCAGGUGUCCCCAGCCCAGAACAUACCUCAGAACCUCACUGUAGCUGCAACUUCUUGUUGGACAAUGGACAGCGUGCACAGGGUUCGCUGGGGAUGGAAUCAAAGACGUGGACAGAGGAUGGCACCAGGAGGUGGAAGAAGGUGGACAGAGAGGAGAGCCACUGCCCCCCACUUUCCCCGUUAUGGCCAUGCUUCCCUGCCUUGCUUGGCUGCCCCCUGCGCCUGACUAAUCUGCCGUUCUCCCUGUCACUUCAAGCAUGUCUGUAUUGCAAU